Molecule: messenger RNA, 3646 nt
Organism: Rhagoletis pomonella (apple maggot)
Lineage: Eukaryota; Metazoa; Arthropoda; Insecta; Diptera; Tephritidae
Gene: Mtr4
Product: exosome RNA helicase MTR4
Exons: 4
Coding region: 108-3194 (1028 amino acids)
Biological process (GO): RNA catabolic process; maturation of 5.8S rRNA
Cellular component (GO): nucleus
Molecular function (GO): ATP binding; RNA helicase activity; RNA binding
Source: RefSeq, a predicted model, not a curated record
UAUCGAGUAUGUACUUGUAUUUACUCGUAUCAUUUCAUUCCUAACUGCGCUUAUUAUUUAGACGAUUUUAAUUUGUUUUUUUUUUUGGAUAAUUAUCACUAAAAAUCAUGGCCUAUGUUGACGAUUUAUUUGAUUGUUUUAAUGAGGAUAAUGAUGAAAGCUUAAAUUCCAAUCCAGUUGUAGAAUGGGAUAAAGUUAAAAAAGAUCCUUCGGAAGAAAAAAAAAUUCAAGGCCGUGAAAAGCGUGGAAGUACGGCCGUUAAAGAAUCAACAGAUGGUUGCGAAGCUCCACAAAAACGUUUAAAAGAAACAGAGUCGAUAUUGGAUGAUAUAUGCAUAGACGCAUUGCGUUCUCGUAUCGCAGUCCACGUUAUCGAAAGUCCGGAGUCAUGCACGCACGAGGUGGCGGUGUAUCCAGGGCAGGAAUAUAUUCCUAUACAAACCUUCAUGGGAACACCAGCAAAAGAGUAUCCAUUUGUAUUGGAUCCCUUUCAAAAAGAAGCAAUCCUUUGCAUUGAUAAUCAACAGAGCGUUCUGGUGUCAGCUCACACCUCGGCAGGCAAAACGGUAGUUGCCGAGUAUGCUAUUGCGAAAUCCCUGGGUUGCAAACAGCGUGUGAUUUAUACCACACCAAUUAAAGCGCUCUCCAAUCAAAAGUAUCGUGAAUUUAAUGAAGAAUUCAAAGAUGUUGGCUUAGUUACCGGUGAUGUGACAAUAAAUCCGUCAGCUUCUUGUCUUAUCAUGACCACUGAAAUUUUGCGAAAUAUGUUGUAUAGAGGAAGUGAAAUUAUGCGUGAAGUCGGUUGGGUCGUAUUCGACGAAAUUCACUAUAUGCGGGAUAAGGAACGUGGUGUCGUAUGGGAGGAGACACUUAUAUUGCUACCGGAUAAUGUGCGUUAUGUGUUUCUUUCCGCUACCAUUCCCAAUGCCCGCCAAUUUGCGGAAUGGGUUUGCCAUCUCCACAAGCAACCAUGCCACGUGGUUUAUACAGAUUAUCGACCAACCCCGCUACAACAUUAUAUAUUUCCUGCUGGAGGCGAUGGCAUCCAUCUUAUAGUUGACGAAAAAGGGCAAUUUAAGGAAGAAAAUUUUACAACGGCAAUGGCAGUUUUGCAGAACACUGGCGAAGCUGCAAAAGGCGAUCAGAGAGGGCGUAAAACCGGCAUUAGAGGGGUUGACAGUGGCCAGUCAAAUAUUUUCAAAAUUGUCAAAAUGAUAAUGGAACGAAAUUUUGCACCAGUAAUAAUUUUUUCAUUCAGUAAAAAAGAUUGUGAAAUAUAUGCUAUGCAAAUGGCUAAGCUGGAUUUUAAUACUGCUGAAGAGAAAAAACUGGUAGAUGAAGUAUUUAAUAAUGCCAUGGAUGUGCUCUCUGAAGAAGAUCGUCAGUUACCACAAGUAGAAAAUGUAUUACCGUUGUUAAAACGUGGCAUUGGUAUACAUCAUGGAGGUCUUUUACCAAUUCUCAAAGAAAUUAUUGAAAUUUUGUUUGGAGAAGGUUUACUUAAGGCACUUUUCGCCACAGAAACUUUCGCAAUGGGCUUAAAUAUGCCAGCUCGCACUGUACUUUUUACAGCACCACGCAAAUUUGACGGCAAAAGUUUUAGGUGGAUUUCCUCAGGCGAAUACAUACAGAUGGCCGGCCGAGCUGGCAGACGUGGCUUGGAUGAUAAAGGUAUCGUUAUUUUAAUGAUUGACGAAAAAGUAUCGCCAGCAAUUGGCCGCGGAAUCGUGCAAGGAAAAGCAGAUCCAAUAAAUUCAGCAUUUCAUUUAACCUAUAAUAUGGUGUUGAAUCUGCUGCGCGUAGAAGAAAUUAAUCCUGAAUACAUGUUAGAACGUUCAUUUUUUCAGUUUCAAAACCAAUCUUCAAUACCUGAACUUUACAAACAAGUUCAAGACAAGCAACUUGAGUUGGAAAAGAUUAAAAUAACCGAAGAGCAUAGUGUUGCAUCGUAUCAUCAUAUACGCAAACAACUCGAUUCCCUUGGCAAGCAGUUCAAAAAUUGGAUUACGAAACCUGAAUAUCUAGUACCAUUUUUGCAACCAGGACGUCUCAUAAAAGUACAAAACGACAGAGAGGAGUUUGAUUGGGGUAUAGUAGUAAAUUUCAAAAAACAAACAAAUAAUGCAAAAAAUCCCACGAAAGUUGAGACAGUCAUAGUAGUAGAUGUUUUACUACAUGUUACUGAGGAAUCUGCCAAAGCCGAUGAACCUAAACCGUGCAAGCCAGACCAAAAAGGCAACAUGGAAGUGGUUCCUGUUCUUCACACUCUUAUAUCACAGAUUUCUUCUUUGCGUGUAUAUUAUCCAAACGACUUGCGUCCGGCAGACAAUCGCAGAAGUGUUCUUAAAACAAUUGCUGAGGUUAAAAAACGAUUUCCUAAAGGCCCACCGCUUCUUAAUCCUAUAACAGAAAUGAAUAUAAAAAAUCCAGAAUUCAAAGAGAUUGUCGGUUCUAUUGAUAAGUUCGAAGAAAGACUUUUCGCACAUCCCUUGCAUAACUCUGCUGAACUGGACAGGAUUUACGAACAUUAUACGAAAAAACUAAAAGUCCAAGAUGAAUUGAAAUCGGUAAAAACUAAAUUAAAAGAGGCGCGCAGUUUGCUACAAAUGGACGAGUUGAAACACCGUAAACGUGUUUUGCGUCGAAUGGAAUAUUGUACAACAGCCGAUGUGAUCGAGUUUAAGGGACGUGUUGCUUGCGAGUUAAGUUCUGCAGAUGAGUUACUUUUAACAGAAAUGAUAUUCAACGGAAUAUUCAAUGAAAUUUCAUCGGCCCAGUCAGUAGCAUUACUUUCAUGUUUCGUCUGCGAUGAAAAGUCGUCAGAAACUCCCAAGGCAACGGAAGAGUUGUCGGGCCCAUUACGGUCAAUGCAAGAUCUGGCCCGACGUAUUGCCAAAAUAUCUACUGAUUGCAAGUUAACCGUGGACGAGGAAGCGUAUGUAGACAAAUUUAAACCAUUUCUAAUGGACUGUGUAUUGGCUUGGUGCAAAGGUGCUUCAUUCUUGAGCGUGUGUAGGAUGACGGAUAUUUUCGAAGGUUCAAUUAUUCGCUGUAUGCGUCGCCUGGAAGAAUUGCUACGACAGCUAUGCCAAGCAGCAAAAACAAUCGGAAACACAGAUUUGGAGAACAAGUUUUCUGAGGGCGUACGGCUUCUAAAAAGGGAUAUUGUUUUUGCGGCAUCUCUUUAUUUGUAAAUGCCAGACAUAUGUAUGUAUAUAUAUACCAUGAGUCAAUAAUUAUUAAUUUAUUCAACCUCAUUGCGACAGUCGUGUCGAAUGCAAGUCGUUUUUCAAGAGUCGAAUCGUAUCGAAAAUUUCAUGUCAUUGCCUAAAAUUUCGACUCGACUAGUGUAUUAAAACGGAAAAACUUGGCAGCACUGCACAUUUUUCGACGAUUUUCGUCGUUUACUUAUUUCAACAUGCCAGUAGACAAUACCAAUGUUGUCGAGUAGUAUAAUUUAUCCUAAUUUACGACUUACACAAUGAGGCUGAUUAUUGAAUCAUGUAUAUAUACUAAUUUUAAAAUUGGUGUUACAAACAUAACCUAAUUUUUUAAAAUGAUUUAAAACAAACAUACUAUACUUCAAAGAAUGUACAUGUAUGCUCUUGUAUAUACAUAAAUAUUAAAAGUGUGAAUAAUUGGAUGA